AUGCUUCACGUCUCCAAGCUCGGCAUAUUGCUGCUGGCCUGUGCUGGACUCGCCGCAGCUGCGAAUCAGAUGAGCUUGGCCGAUAUCCCUCCAUGUGCCAUCAGUUGCAUGACUAAAGCGUUCCCUUUAACGAAAUGUCCUCUUACCGACCGAGCUUGCUUGUGUGCGGAUUCCCAGUUCAAUGCAGCUGUUGAGCCAUGUGUUCGAUCGGCUUGCACGAUAAGGGAGAAUCUAGCACUCGCCAAGCUGACUUGGGCACAAUGCGAAUAUCCUUACCAGGAUGUCAAGCCUAAGAUUUACUGGACAACUGGUGUCGUUAUUGUUAUAAUGGUAACUUUCUUUGUGAUAAGAAUGAUAUCAAAGGCUGCAAGGAUAUCGAAAUGGGGACACGAUGACACACUCAUCGUCAUCAGCUUCAUCCUUGUGAAUAUGCUCUUCAUGACCGCCACGAUAGCGACAGCUCGAUCCUACUGGGGUGUGGACAUGUGGGUGGUCGGCGCCGACGGUAUUACGGCUUUUCUCAAGUUGAUGUUUGUCCUCGAGAUGAUUUACAUUUUGGCCAUGGCUGCGAUCAAGGCCUCGAUUCUCUUCUGCUUUCUCAGGAUUUUUCCUGAUAGAGUCUUCCGCAGGGCCGUUUUUGCCACACAGAUGUUCAACUUGCUUGUAGCACUCACUUGGGUCAUCCUGUGCUGCGUGCAGUGCCAGCCGAUUUCAUACGCCUGGAACGGCUGGGAUGGCGAGCAUCAGGGCGGAUGCGGUGUUCAAUCCUCGUCAAUCGGUCUUAUCCACGUAGCGUUUCAAAUCGCCAUCGACUUGGUCAUGCUCGUUCUGCCGAUCACGCAGGUUUACAAGCUUCAGAUGGACUUCAAAAAGAAGCUUGGUGUUAUGGCGAUGUUCUUGGUCGGCAUAUUGCCUCACCAUUGUCAGCUGUUUGCGUAUUCAGUCCCUGAUUCAGUUCCAUGA
Molecule: messenger RNA, 963 nt
Organism: Colletotrichum truncatum
Lineage: Eukaryota; Fungi; Ascomycota; Sordariomycetes; Glomerellales; Glomerellaceae
Source: RefSeq, a predicted model, not a curated record